AUGCAAGACGACCCCUACUACCAAGCCCUAGUAGUCUAUGAGGAGAUUGAGGUGGGUCUAGAUGAAAAUCCGGAAGAAAACCCUGAAGGAGGUCCUGCAAUGGGUCAGGAGGUGGGACCUAGAAUGGAACCGGAAGAGUACGUAGUAACUGAUUAUGAAUAUGACGAAUCUGACCGGGAGUCAGAUGAAGGAAAGGACGUUAAGAAGACACCUAGUAAGCCCCACCCAUCGGAAGCCCUAUCAAACCCACACACGAUUAAGGAAAGUGAUACAGACUACAUACGCUCUAUUGAGAAAGAAAUAGCAAAUCUCAAGCGUCAACUCUUUGCGGCAGAAGCCAGAGCCGUUUGA
This is a messenger RNA of Lactuca virosa, 351 nucleotides long. The record is from the annotation of a GenBank genome assembly. Lineage: Eukaryota; Viridiplantae; Streptophyta; Magnoliopsida; Asterales; Asteraceae.